Molecule: messenger RNA, 348 nt
Organism: Fraxinus pennsylvanica
Lineage: Eukaryota; Viridiplantae; Streptophyta; Magnoliopsida; Lamiales; Oleaceae
Source: the annotation of a GenBank genome assembly
AUGGCAUCAAAAUCCGCAGCUGUAAAGAGAGCUUUGAAAUUUUUCAUAAUUGCAUGCAUGGUGAUGGCGGCAUCUGCCAUGUCUAGGUUAAGUCUUCCUGCCCUGGAGCUGCCAGUCCAAGAGGUUCGAAAAUGCUGGGAACCUCUAAGAAAAAUCGACGGGUGCGUAAUGAGCAUUAGCAAACAACUAAUGGGAAUUAAGGGAUUUAGUUCUCCUUGCUGCAAAGUCAUCAAUCCGAUUUCUAGAAACUGCUGGCCAAAAAUAUUUCCUUUCUAUCAGAGGAUAAUACCUGUUGUCCUAAAGAAAGCCUGCACUGCCAUAGUACCACUGCAACGUCCUAGAGGCUGA